Lactuca virosa is the source of this 1460-nucleotide messenger RNA. The record is from the annotation of a GenBank genome assembly. NCBI's taxonomy places the organism in Eukaryota, Viridiplantae, Streptophyta, Magnoliopsida, Asterales, Asteraceae.
AAGUAUAUGUGCGAACGCAUGCCAACUACUUCCCUGCUCUUCAUAGUCACGACUCACGCCCACUCUCUCUCUCUCUCUCUCUCUCUCUCUCUCUCAGGUGGAUGAAUGGUUAGAACAAAUUUAUGAAAAUUGAAGUUUGGUAAACUGGGUUUGGUUUCUUAAGAGCAGAUUGAUUGUCGCAGAAAGAGGAAAAUGGUGAUCAUAACCCAGGAUAUGAUAAAGCAAUUCCAGAAUCUGAUAGAAGCAUUUGACGAACCUAUCAAGAUCAUAUACGAGAAUUUGCAUCAAGGAUAUCCAACUGAGACUAUUGUUCGGUUUCUUAAAGCACGAGACGGAAACAUCUCCAAAGCUCAUAAAAUGCUUGUUGAUUGUCUAAAUUGGAGGAUUGAAAACCAGAUCGACAAAAUAUUGUCGAAACCAAUCGUUCCUGUUGAACUUUAUAGAUCAGUGCGUGAAUCCCAGCUUAUAGGCAUGUCGGGUUACACAAAAGAUGGGCGACCUGUUAUUGCUGUUGGUGUAGGGCUUAGCACAUAUGACAAAGCAUCUAUUCAUUGCUAUGUUCAAUCACACAUCCAGAUAAACGAAUACAGAGACCGCAUAAUUUUGCCAUCUGCAACAAAAAAUUUUGAACGACACAUAAGCACAUGUGUCAAGGUUCUUGAUAUGACUGGGCUCAAACUUUCCCAUCUCAAUCAAAUCAAGUUAUUAACUGUUAUAUCUAGCAUCGAUGACUUAAACUACCCAGAGAAGACAGAUACUUACUAUAUAGUGAAUGCACCAUAUGUAUUUUCAGCUUGCUGGAAGGUUGUGAAGCCACUCCUGCAAGAAAGAACAAGAAAGAAGGUCCAGGUGCUUUCGGGUUGUGGGAAAGAUGAACUCUUGAAGAUAAUGGAUUACGAAUCUCUACCCCAUUUUUGUAGAAGACAAGGGUCUGGAUCAUCAAAGCUUGCAAGAAACAACAGCAAUGGUGAUGAUGAUUCUUGUUUCUCAUUGGACCAUGGGUUCCACCAGCAGCUGUAUAACUACAUAAACCAACAAGCUGCUGGUCUAAAACCGCGGGCCCCACUCAAGCAAGGAUCUUUUCAUGUGGAGUUCCCUGAACCUGAUCUAAUGGACUGUAAGAUUGUUCAAACGAUAGAAACUGAGUUUCAUAAGAUAGAGAACCAAAAUGGGUUUGCUGAUGAACAUGAUCACAAGGGUAAGAUAAAUGGUGAACAACAUUAGAAGGGAGAAGAAACAAAUGUUGGAACUCGCAAUUGAUAAUUAUUCAAUUGUGUAUGAUAAUUAUAUAAUAGAUAUAUCUUGUAACGUUAUGUUAUGUUGUAAUUUUUAUAAACGCGUUUCACACUCCCUUGAAACGAAAUGAAACGAAAAUAGUGUUUUUGACCUUAAAAGUCGAAUAUAGUCGAUGAAGCACACACAAUAAAGCAUGAAUUUUAUCAUGUCCAUUGAAGUCUGGU